Ficedula albicollis (Collared flycatcher) is the source of this 973-nucleotide messenger RNA. RefSeq names its product collagen alpha-1(XXII) chain-like. The record is from RefSeq and is a predicted model, not a curated record. The transcript has 10 exons. The coding region runs from base 8 to 973 and encodes 321 amino acids. NCBI's taxonomy places the organism in Eukaryota, Metazoa, Chordata, Aves, Passeriformes, Muscicapidae.
UGACCUGAUGGAUUCAUUCAGCGUGAAGCAGAUUUUUGGAAUGAAAGAAGAUGGGGUUCAGAGUGCUUAUGUACGGCUUGGAAGCUUUCCUGUUGUUCAGAGAACUGAGGAUGUAUUUCCACAAGGCCUGCCUGAUGAAUAUGCCUUUGUAACUACCUUCAAAUUCCGGAAGGCUUCCAGGAAGGAAGACUGGUAUAUCUGGCAGAUUAUUGACAAGUAUGGCAUACCACAGGUGUCCAUCAGGCUGGACGGGGAGAGCAGAGCCGUGGAGUACAACGCCGUGGGGCUGGCCAGGGACGCCGUCCGGGCGGUGUUCAGCAGCGCGCGCGUCGCGGACCUCUUCGACCGCAGCUGGCACAAGAUCGCCCUCAGCAUCCAGGCCAAGGCUGUCUCCCUCUACAUAGACUGCAAGCUGGUGCAGGUGCUGCCCAUCGAGGACAGGGAGAACAUUGACAUUCAAGGAAAGACUGUGAUUGGCAAGCGCUUGUACGACAGUGUCCCCAUUGAUUUUGAUCUCCAGCGGAUGGUGAUUUACUGUGACUCCCGGCACGCCGAGCUGGAGACCUGCUGCGACAUUCCCUCUGGACCAUGCCAGGUCACGGUCCUGACAGAAGCACCUCCCCUGGAAGUGAGGCCCACUGUUGGCAGUGAGCAAGUUGGACAUCUCAAGAUUUUCAACUGCUCCUGCCCUCCUGGACAAAAGGGGGAGAGGGGUCCACUUGGCUUUGAAGGUCCCAAAGGUCAAAAGGGAGAAAGAGGCAUCCCAGGGCUUCCUGGACUCCGAGGAGAAAAAGGAGAGUCAGGCAAAGCCUAUGGCAUAGGAGAAAAAGGAGAAAAGGGUGAAGAAGGCUUUCCUGGCUUUCCUGGACUGAAAGGGGACAAAGGAGAAAAAGGUUCCCUGGGCUCACCUGGCCCCCCUGGGAGGGAUGGAGCAAAAGGAGAAGCUGUAAGCCUUUUUGUUCCUCCCAUGUAA